AUGGAGAUCGUCAGUGCCAUUGCCUCCAAAAUCGUAGAGCUCCUGAUUGCUCCCAUUGGACGCCCGAUUUCUUACGUGUUUAACUACGAAGGCAACCUUUCAAAUCUGAAGAAAACGGUCAAAAAGCUGGAAAUGACGAAGGUAACGACACAACAUGAUGUGGACCUCGCUGAACGACAAGGGGAAGAGAUUGAAUCUGAUGUUCGGCAGUGGCUGUCAGAUGUGAAUAAUAUCACAGGAGAGAUUGACAAAAUUUUGGUAGAUGGAGAACAGGCGACGAAGAACUGCUUCAUGGGUUCGUGUCCAAAUUUGAAGAGUCGCUACCAGCUAAGUAGAAAAGCAAAAAAGAAGUUAGAGGUUGUUUUUGAUCUCCAGCGAGAAGUCAUCAAAUUUGAUAGGGUUUCUUACCCAGCUGCUUCACAAGCAAGACGGGUCAUACCUCCCAAAGACUACGAAGCAUUCGAAUCAAGAACUCUGGUUUUGAAUCAAAUUCUGGAGGCGUUGAAGAAGGCUGAAGUCAACAUGAUAGAGUUAUAUGGGAUGGGGGGUGUGGGUAAGACCUCACUUGUGAAAAAGGUUGCUGAACAAGUCAGGAAACACAGCAUAUUUGACGUGGUGGUUUUUGCAGUUGUUUCCAAGGCUCCUGUCCUGAGAAAUAUUCAAGGAGAAAUAGCAGAUGGGCUAGGUUUCAAAUUGGAAGCGGAGACUGUCAAUGGAAGAGCAAAUCUGCUACGUGACCGACUGGAAAAAGAGAAGAAAAUACUUGUAAUUUUGGAUGAUAUUUGGGAAAGACUUGAACUGGAGGAUGUGGGAAUUCCUUCUGGAAGUGAUCACGAGGGAUGCAAACUGUUGAUGACGUCAAGAAGUCUAAAUGUAUUAUCCCGUGACAUGGGGGUACUGAAAGAUAAUUUCAUGCUUCAAGUUUUACCCGGAAAUGAAGCAUGGAAUUUCUUUGAGAGGAUGGUGGGUACUGCUGUUCAAGAUCCUAGCUUACAAUCUGUUGUUCAAGAAGUAGCUGAAAGAUGUGCAGGUUUGCCCAUUUUACUAGCCACUGUUGCAAGGGCAUUAAAAAAUGGAAAUUUAUCAGAGUGGAAGGAUGCUUUGGAACGGCUGAAGAACAAGGAGGAAAUGGAUGCUCAAGUUCCCUCCGCUCUUGAUUUGAGCUAUGAAUUUUUGAAAGGUGAUGAAAUCAAGUCUCUAUUUUUACUUUGUGGACAGCUUGUACCUCAUUGCAUUUGGAUCAGAGACUUGUUGAUGUAUGCCACGGGAUUGGGUUUGUUUAAAAGAAGCAAUAGUUUAGAAGCAGCAAGACAUCGAUUGCAUACAUAUUUGAAGGAUCUCAAAGCUUCUUGUUUGCUGGUGGAAGGGAACACGGAUGGAGCAGUUAAAAUGCAUGAUAUUGUUCACCAAUUUGCUGCCUCAAUUGCUUCCAGGGAUCAUCGUGUCUUGGCUGUAGCUUAUGGCACUGCCUUAAAUGAAUGGCCGACGGAGGAUGAGCUUGAACAGUGCACCGCAAUCUCUUUACCAUACUGCGAAAUCCCUGAGCUUCCUGCAGCAUUAAAGUGCCCGGAAACCGAGUCAUUAAUACUGUAUGGUGACGAUAUCUCACCGAAAAUACAAGAUGACUUUUUUAGAGAAAUGAAAAAACUCAAAGUCGUCGAUCUGUCAGAUUUGCAUCUUUUAGCAAUACCUUCGUCACUUCAAUUUCUUGAAAACCUACAAACAUUGUGUCUGGACCGUUGUGAUCUGGGCGAUAUAGCUAUAAUUGGAGAGAUGAAGAGGUUGCUAGUUCUCAGCUUACAGGGUUCAAAUAUUGUUCGACUGCCAAGAGAAAUUGGGCAAUUGACUCGUCUCCAACUUCUAAAUUUGAGCAAUAAUCCAACACUUGUAGUGAUUCCUCCAAAUGUCCUGUCAUGCUUGACUCAAUUAGAGGACCUUUAUAUGGAAGACAGCUUUCUGAGAUGGGAGGACGAGGGAUCAAAAAAAGUUGAAAGGAAUGCUAGCUUGGCUGAAUUGAAGCAUCUGCAAAACCUGCUCACUUUAGACAUACAUAUCACAGAUGCAAAGCUUCUGCCAAAAGACUUGUUCUUGGACAAGUUGGAAAGGUUUAGAAUUUUGAUUGGAGAUGGAUGGAACUGGUUGGGUAAGUAUGAAGCCUCAAGAACCUUGAAACUCAAGCUCAAUACAAGCAUUUUGUUCGAGGCUGGGAUUCAACUGUUGCUGAAGAGAACCGAAGAUCUACAUUUGCAUGAUCUGAAGGGUGUUACAAAUAUUGUCCAUGAGUUGGAAGCACAAGGUUUUCAUCUGUUGAAGCAUCUUCAUAUCGAAGAGAGUCUUGAAAUUCAAUACAUUGUUGACUCAAUUAUGAUGGGUCCUUCAAUUGCUGCUUUCCCGCGUUUGGAGUCGCUGUCUCUUGACAAUUUGAAUAGCUUGGAGAAGAUCUGUAAUGGCCCACCGAAGAAGGAGAUUUUUAGCAGGUUAAGAAUUUUAAAGAUAGAAACUUGUCAUAGAUUGAAGAAUGUCUUUUCACUGUCCUUGGCAGGAGGCAUUUUGCAACUAGAAGAAAUUGGGAUAAGUAAUUGCAAAAUCAUGGAAGUGAUUGUUGCUGAGGAAAGUGAAGGUGAUGCUGAGCACAAGGAUGAAGUGCUAAAGUUAAGUCAAGUACGCACACUGACAUUAGAAAGGCUACCCCAGCUGAAAAGCAUUUGCUCCAAAGUGAAUGGGGCUUCCACAUCUCAGACAAAGGCGAGGUCCAGUAUUGAAAUUGCAUCUGAGGACGAGCUUGAGACUCCCAUGCCAGCUUUCAACAAAAAGAUUGUUUUCCCCAACUUGGAAGACUUGAAACUGUCCACACUCAGAAUAGAGAUGAUAUGGAGUGACCAAUCUAUCGACCUCCUUGCACACUUGGAAAGGCUUGAGAUAUGCGAUUGCAAUGUCAUGGAAGAAAUAAUAGCUAGGGAAGGAGCAAUUGUGAGGGAGGUGGCGUUUCCUAAACUGGGUUUCCUCAAGCUCAGUGGUCUUCGAAACUUAAUAAGAUUCUGCACCAGUAACUUAAUUGAAUGCCCUUUCUUGAAGGAGUUGCAGAUAGAGAAUUGCCAUGCAAUGGAGAUGUUUAUCUCCAACUCUGUAACUGCAAAUACAAAAUCAACACUUUUCGAUGAAAAUGUUCUAUUCCUUAACUUGGAGGAAUUGCAAAUUUUUGGCAUGAAUAAUUUGAAGAUGAUAUGGCAUAAUAAACUCCAUUCAGAUUCCUUUUGCAAACUAAAAGCACUCAAGGUUGGUCAUGGAAAAAGAUUAUUAAAAAUUUUUCCACCCAAUAUGCUAAGAAGAUUCCAGAAUCUAGAGAAACUGGUCAUAAGUGAUUGUGAUGAACUAGAAGAGGUGUUUGAUCUCCGACCUCUGAUAAUUGAAGAAGGAACACACUCUACUACAACCACUCAAUUGAGAACAAUGGACGUACGGAAUCUACCAAAUUUGAAGAGCGUGUGGAAUGGGAAUCCCCAAGAAAUUCUUUCCUUUCAAAACCUUCACUCAGUGAUUGUUUGGAAAUGUCCAAGUUUACAGAAUCUAUUCCCAACCUCUGUUGCCCUAGAUCUUCUACAACUUGAAGUGCUAAAUGUAGAUUCUUGUGGGAUCCUAGAGGAAAUUGUUGCCAAAGAGGAAGGAGUGGAAGAAGAUCUGAACUUUGUGUUUCCAAAAAUAACCUCUCUUCAAUUUUGGAGGUUACCAGAGCUCAAGAGAUUCUAUCCUAGAAGACAUACUCUAGAAUUGUCGAUGCUGAAAAAGUUAACAGUGUAUCAUUGUGAUAAGAUGACAGUAUUUGAGUCAGAACUUCAAAGCUUAGAAGGACCGCGAUGUAGGGAGAAACAACUUGAAAUCCAAGUUCAUCAACCACUGUUCUCAUUUAUUAAGGAAAACAAGGCAAACUCAAAAGGUAACAAGCCUACCAAAUCUCCCACUUUCGAGCAACUGAAAAACAAAGCUGCGUCCAUAACUAAAUCUACAAAUGAUGGAACCUCACACCCUAUAAUCAUUCCCAACUUGUUGGAAUUAUCAUUAAGCAGCAAAGAAGCUACAAUCAUAAGGCAAGGCCAGUUUCCGGUGGACAUCCUUCGCAAACUAGAAGUCCUCGAAUUGCAAUGCUUUCAUGAGGAAUCGGCAGUUUUUCCGUUUGAUCUCCUAAUUCAGAGAGUCCACAAUCUGGAAAAACUUGUUGUAAGUUGUAGUUUGUUCAAAGAGCUGUUCUCAAGAGGAGUUGUUGGUGAGGAGAAACAUGCAAUGACACUUGCACGGAUAAAAUGCCUAAAACUUAAUGGGCUUCUCAAUCUGGAGCGUAUUUGGAAUCAAGAUUUGCUAGUGGACCAACUUAUUAAAAAUCUCGAAAAGUUAGAAGCAUGGAGCUGCUACAGUUUGACCAAUUUAGCACCAUCUACCACAUCAUUCCAAAAUCUAAGAUCGCUGGAUGUUUGGCAAUGCAAAGGAUUGAUAUAUUUAAUAGCAUCCUCAACUGCCAGAAGUCUUGGGCAACUCACUGCAAUGACUGUAAGAGAAUGCAAGGUGAUAACAGAGAUUGUAGCAAAUGAGGAAGAUGAAUCAGAAGAUGAGAUUGUUUUCAGGAAAUUGGAAAGUUUGAGACUUGAUUGUUUAGCAAGCCUCACUAGCUUCUGCUCAGCAAAUUUCACCUUCAAAUUCCCAUCUUUGACAGAAGUCAUUUUGAAACAGUGCCCUAAAAUGGAGACCUUUUGUCAACGAGUCUUAAGCGCACCAAAGCUAAAAAGAGUAUUGUGGCUAACAGGAGAAAAACAGAAAGGGCAGUGGACUGGUGACCUUAAUAAAACCAUACAACAGUUGUCUAAAGAAGCCUUGAAAGAGGUAUGGCAUGGCGAAGUUCUAGGAGAAAUCUUCUGUGAUUUAAAAUCACUGAUGGUGGAGGACUGUGCAUCUUUCUUAAGUGCUAUAUCCUCUAACCUGUUGUUGUCCUUGAACAACUUGGAAGAGCUGGAUGUGAGAAACUGCGAAUCAUUGGAAGAAGUAUUUAAUCUAGAAGGGCUGAAUUCUGAUCAAGGACAUGUUGGGCUUCUGUCCAAGCUUGAAAGGUUUCAGUUGAUUGAUUUGUUGAAGUUGAGAAAUGUAUGGAACGAGCGUCUUCAUAGAAUUUUUGACUUUAGAGGGCUCAAAUUGCUGAAAGUUCAUAAUUGCAGAAGCUUGAAAAAUAUAUUCACUCCAUCGAUUGCAGCAGUCCUUGUGCAACUCCAAGAGUUGGAAGUAAAAUGGUGCCCUAUGAUUGAAGAAAUCAUCACAAAAGGAUUAGAAGAGGAAGUAAAAACAGAAAAGAUCAUAUUUCCUCAGCUGAACUCUAUUAUUCUAGAGUCCUUGCCCAACUUAACAAGUUUCUACUGUGGAAGGGGUGUCGUGGAGUGUCCAUCCUUGAAGAUCGUGUGUAUAGUCGACUGUUUAAGCACAUUUUCUUCCGCAUUCCUGAGGCAGCAAGAACCAACAAACAAUGGAUCUGCUGAACCUGAGAUUGGAUUCUCUAAUUUGGAAAGCAUGGAAUUGUCCUCAAUCAAACUGGAGAAGAUAUGGCACGACCGAUCUUGGGUUAAAAAAUUAACAAGCUUGACAGUGGAGGGCUGUGGGAAUUUAAGAUAUUUUUUCACUUCAUCUAUGGUUGAAAGUCUUGCACAACUCCAAAAGCUCAAGGUAUAUGAUUGCAAGCGUGUGGAAGAAAUAAUUGUCACAGAACAUUUAGGUGAAGGAGAAAAUGGAAGUGAAAUUGUGUUCCCUAAGUUAAGCUCUCUCGAGCUCAAAGGUCUUCCAAAAUUCAUCAGAUUCUGCAUCUGUAACUUAAUAAAAUGCCCCUCCUUGAAACUGCUACGGAUAGAGAAAUGCCCUGAUCUGAAGACAUUUGUAUCAAAUUCUGUAAGUGCAGAAGUGGCCGGAACUACCAUUACUGAGCCAAAACGAACAAACUCCUCUCUCUUUGAUGACAAGGUUGCAUUCCCUAACUUGGAACGAUUGGUACUUAACUAUAUGGAUGGGCUGGAGAUGAUUUGGCAUCAUGAGCUUCAUUCAGAUUCCUUUUGCAUGCUAAAGAAACUGGAGAUAGAACAAGGAAAAAAAUUAUUGAACAUUUUUCCACCCAAAAUGCUAAGAAGAUUCAAGAAUUUGGAAUAUUUUGAUGUAACUGAUUGUGCUUCAUUAGAAGAGGUGUUUGAUCUCCAAUUUCUGAUAAAUGAAAAGGAAGCGCAUGAUGUAACAGCCACUCAAUUGAGAGAAAUGUAUUUAUGGAAACUGCCAAGUUUGAAGCAUGUGUGGAAUGGUAACCCCCAAGGAAUUCUCUCCUUCAAAAAUCUUCACGCGGUGGAUGCUUGGAAAUGUCCAGCUCUAAAAAGUCUCUUCCCAUCCUCCAUUGCCGUGGAUCUUCUCCAACUUGAAAAGCUUGAAAUAAAUGAAUGUGGGAUAGAGGAAAUUGUUUCAAAGGAGGAAGGAGUGGAAGCAUUUCCUAGAAAUUCAAACUUGCAAGGACCAUUCAAGGAGGACGAAAUUGAGAUCCAAGUUCCACAACCGUUUUUAUCUAUUGGAAAGAUCACUCCCAACUUAGAAGAAUUUGCAUUAAACAGCAAGGACACUACAAUGAUAUGGGAAAGUCAAUUUCCAGCAGACUUCUUUCACAAAAUAAAAGCUCUUGCCCUCCAAUGUUUUCAUGAUGAAUCGGAAGAUUUUCCAUUUGGUCUCCUUCAAAGAUUCCAAAAUAUGGAAACACUUGUCGUAAGAGAUGGUCAUUUCAAACAGCUGUUCCCAGAUGGACUUGCUUUUGAGGAGGAACAUGCUACGGCUCUCACAAGGAUACGACACUUGAUACUUUCUCGUCUUCCUGAUUUGGAGCACAUUUGGAACCAGCAUUUCCAAGUGGACCUACUUCUUCCAAAUCUUGGAACUCUACAAUUAUUGAGAUGCAGCAGCGUGAUUUAUUUAGCUCCACCUACGGCAUCUUUCUGGAAUCUAACAGUUUUGAAUGUAUAUCAAUGCAAAGCGUUGAUAUACUUGGUGACAUCCUCAACGGCCAAACACCUUGUGCAACUCACAAAAAUGACAGUAGAAGAAUGCGAUAUGGUGACAGAAGUUGUAUCAAUCCAACAAGAGGAAGCAGAAAAUGAGAUUAUAAUUUUCAAGAAAUUGGAAUAUCUGACCCUUAUUUCUUUAGCAAGCCUCACUUGCUUUUGCCCUGCCAAAUUCACGUUCAAAUUCCCAUCUUUGGUAGAAGUAACUGUGAUACAGUGCCCUAAGAUGAAGAUUUUCUCUCCGAGAGUCUUGAGCACACCAGAGCUAGAGAAAGUAUGGUUGACAAGAGUAAAAGAUAGAAGGCGGUGGAAGGGUAACCUUAAUAGCACCAUACAACAGUUAUAUACAGAAGUGACUCGUGAUAAGGAAAAUCUAGAUGAAAUCCCUAUAGAAGUAGCUAGCUUGGCUGAUCGCCUUUUUCUGCUGUCCGCUCUGAAGAAUCUAAAGAACAGCCCUCUUCUGAAUCCUCAGCAACUAGAAAUUGUUCGAGUAAACGUCGAGAAUGCUGAUUCCUUAGUGACCUACCAUCCAUUUUAUGAGCAGCAAAUUGACUUGACUAGAGCACUGAAAUUCUCCAUGGAAGAUAACUGUUAA
Molecule: messenger RNA, 7656 nt
Organism: Dovyalis caffra
Lineage: Eukaryota; Viridiplantae; Streptophyta; Magnoliopsida; Malpighiales; Salicaceae
Source: the annotation of a GenBank genome assembly